Molecule: messenger RNA, 1998 nt
Organism: Rotaria sp. Silwood2
Lineage: Eukaryota; Metazoa; Rotifera; Eurotatoria; Philodinida; Philodinidae
Source: the annotation of a GenBank genome assembly
AUGUCUUCAUCAAGUUCAUGGCAUGCACUUGAAUCAGAUCCUGAUUUAUGGCAGGUCUAUGUGGAAAAACUAGGUGUCAAUGUUAAUUCGCUUGAUUUUAUUGAAAUCUACUCACUAGAUGAAGAUUAUUCAUCUAAUGAGGCAAUAUUUUCUUAUAUUUUUCUUUAUCCAGACAGUGGUUCAUCACCUAUUUCAAACGUAUCUCAACCAUCAAUUGAUGAUAAAUUAUGGACAAUUAAACAAAUUGAUGAAUUAGAUAGUUGUUGUUGUCUUAUUGCUCUUCUUCAUGCAAUCGGUAAUAAUUUGGAUAAAGUGGUUCUGGAACACAAUUCUCCUUUGGCUGAAUUUUUUGAAAAAACGAAAACAAUGACUGCUGAUGAACGGGCUAUAGUCUUAUUAAAUGAUACAAAGAUUCAUCAAGCUCAUGAAGAAACAGCUGAACAAGGGCAAACAGAAAUGGUUGAUAGUGGUAGAGUUGGUUACCAUUAUAUAGCCUAUAUUCUAUCGAACAGCAAUAAAUUAUAUGAAUUAAAUGGAAGUACAAAAGGACCACAAGCAAAGUUCAUUGGGGAAUUGAAUAAUGAAAGUUUUUUUUCUCGUAUGACUCAAGAAUUAUUUUCUCUUGGCUAUCCAUUGAUUUUAUUAAUUAUUGCAUUAGUCAUAUCCUAUUUGCAUUUUUCAUAUAUAUAUGAAUUAUUUGAGAAUGAUAAACGUUUUUCACAUUUAUCAACAUUAGAACGUGAAUUAUCAUUUCGUACGGAAAUGGGUCUUUAUUAUUCAUAUUUUAAACAGAUUGCUAUUGAUUCGACAUCAUUUAUUCAAGGUUUUUUAUCAAUUAUAUCUGAUAAUCGAACAGAAGCACCAACAACAAUAAAUGUUUUAGAACGUUUUAAUCUUUAUCCAGAAGUUUUAAUUAGUUUAAUUUAUCGUCUUAUGAAUUCUCAAGGUAUGUUAACAGAAGUAUGUUAUCAAAUUGAUCGAGGUGAAACAAUGACUCCUGUUUUAUCAUGUGAAGGACAUAAAGAACCAACUUAUUUCUAUGUAACAAGUGUUUUUAUAUUAAAUGGACUUUUACUUGGUAUUUUAUUUUUAUUUGGAACAUAUUUAUCAAAAAGCAUUUUAGGUGGAAUAAUAACAACAUUUGCUUAUGUAUUUAAUCAUGGUGAAGCAACAAGAGUUAUGUGGACACCACCACUUCGUGAAAGUUUUUCAUUUCCAUUUCAUGUUCUUCAAUUGUUUGUUGUCACAUAUGUUUUGCAACAACAACAAACAUUGACGAAUACUAAUGCUAUUAAAUCUUUUAUAGGGUAUAUAAAGAAACAUGAUCAAUCAAUCGAUAUUGAUUCACCACAAAAUUUAAUAUCUUAUCGACAUAAAAUAAAACUUCUGCUAUUGCUUAUUGGUUCGACAAUUCUGUACAUGUUGCCAUGGCAAUUCGCUCAAUUUACAUUAGCUACUCAAUUAUUAUCACUUGGUCUUCUCUAUAUACUCAAUCUUUUACCAUUCGAACAAUUUUUCUUUAUUUUAUGUGCUCAAAUCCUUUCAUUAAUAAUAUCAGCUGUGCUAAUGUUUGGUAAUCGAAUGUUAUUAACUUCUCUAUUUUCAAUAACAUUAUUCUCAUUUUAUUUGGUUUGUCUUUUCGAUAAUUUUAUUCUUGAUUCAUCAUCUUCAUUCCAAUCAUAUCGACGGAUUAUUAUUAUCAUUCGUCGAAUAAUUCUUUUUCUUUGUUCAUUUAUUUUAAUUAAAUUCGUCAUAAUUAAGUUUCUUUUUUCAUCAGCUGAUGAUGAUGCUCAUAUUUGGGAUAUAUUAAAGUCAAAGUUUUCUUCAACAUUCCGUACAUUUGAUACACAAUUAUAUACAUGUGCAAAAGAAUUUGAUUUUAUUGAUAUUGAAACAAUAAUAAAAUUAUGUAAAACUGGUCUUAUUCCAUUUUCAAUGAUAAUUAUCUUUCGAUUAUUUUAUGAUUUUAUUAUUGAUUUAUUUCGAAUANUAGCAUGA